CAUAAACACACGAACCUAUCGGAAUCAUGAUGGAUUUACCAUAUCGACAACACGUGAGUGGACAAUGAUCCACUCUCCAACAAGCGCAAGUGGGCAGUAAUUUUGCUGCCACAUUUAGAAAAAACAGGGUUCCUCUGGAUUCCAAUACGUUUUGUUUGGAUACGUUCAUGAAUCAGCAUGGACCGGAAAUAACCAAUCUUAUUGGUCCACUUUUCCUAUAGAAAGGGAAACAAUUGAGACGGUUGCACACACACACUCGGCGUGAAAGAAAGAGAGAGAGAAAGAGAAAUGGAGAAUCUUCAAUGGAGGCUGUUUCCUGUGUUGACACUCGUCGCUUCUUUUCUCUUCUUGCUCUACUUUCGUGAAUCUUCCGAGCUGUCUCAAAGUGUGUGUAGUCUUCUUCCUUAUGACCACUACUGGAUGACCGGCAAGCGGGUGGUCACGCCACAAGGGGUUAUAUCUGGUGCAGUUGAAAUAAAGGAUGGCAAUAUCAUAUCCAUUGUUAAGGCAGAGGAUUGGCGUAAGAAGUCCAAGACGGUACCAGUAAUUGAUUAUGGAGAGGCUGUUAUCAUGCCUGGCUUGAUUGAUGUGCAUUCGCAUCUUGAUGAUCCUGGAAGAGUUGAAUGGGAAGGAUUUCCUUCAGGGACUAGAGCGGCUACUGCUGGUGGUAUAACUACAUUGAUUGACAUGCCCCUAAAUAGUUAUCCCUCAACUAUUUCUACAGAAACUCUGAAACUCAAGAUUGAGGCUGCCAAGAAGAAUAUCUAUGUUGAUGUUGGUUUCUGGGGAGGCCUGGUUCCAGAAAAUGCUUUCAAUGCAACUGCUCUAGAAGCUCUCCUCAAUGCUGGUGCCCUUGGAUUGAAGUCUUUUAUGUGUCCUUCAGGGAUCAAUGACUUUCCUAUGACAAAUGCUAGUCAUAUUAAGGAAGGCCUAUCUGUAUUGGCAAGAUACAAAAGGCCUUUACUUGUACAUGCUGAGAUUCAGCAAGACUCUGAAAGUCACUUAGAAGUUGCACAUGGUAAAAAUGAUGCUCGAUCUAAUUCAACCUAUUUGAAGUCUAGGCCGCCUUCAUGGGAAGAGGCAGCUAUCAAAGAACUCUUGACAAUAACAAAGGACACAAGGUCUGGUGGCCCUGCAGAGGGAGCUCAUCUUCACAUUGUUCAUCUAUCUGAUGCUAGUUCUUCCUUAGAUCUUAUAAAGGAAGCAAGAAACAAUGGUGACAGCAUAACUGUUGAGACAUGCCCCCAUUACUUAGCUUUCUCAGCUGAAGAGAUUCCGGAUGGAGACACACGUUUUAAAUGUGCUCCACCCAUUCGAGAUGGAGCAAACAGAGAAAAAUUAUGGGAGGCUCUAAUGGAAGGACAGAUUGAUAUGCUAAGUUCAGAUCAUUCACCAACCGAGCCAGAACUUAAACUCCUUAAUGAUGGUGACUUUUUAAGAGCUUGGGGCGGUAUCUCAUCUUUGCAGUUUGUUCUUCCAGUGACUUGGUCAUAUGGGCAAAAAUAUGGAGUAACUUUAGAGCAAUUAGCUUCAUGGUGGAGUGAGAGGCCUGCCAAGCUUGCUGCACAACAUUCCAAGGGGACCAUUGCAAUUGGAAACCAUGCUGACAUUGUUGUAUGGGAACCUGAAAUGGAGUUUGACCUCAACGAUGACCAUCCUAUUUACAUUAAACAUCCACAAAUCUCUGCGUACCUCGGAAGAAGACUCUCUGGAAAAGUAUUGGGCACAUUUGUUAGAGGAAAUCUUGUCUAUAAAGAAGGAGGACAUGCUCCCGCUGCCUGUGGUGUACCAAUCCUAGCCAAGUGAACUCAGGAAACAUCUCCACGUUCCAAAUCCAAACUUCCCAUCACGAUCACCAAUAAGAGGAAUGGAGGGAGAGGGAGGUUGAAUGAUAUAAUGAAAAGUGAAGUAAAGAUCAUCACUAUCCAAUACUAAGGCUUGGAAGAAAGCCAUGGAUCAAGAUAGUGCAGUGUUUAUAAUUGUCAGUUUCAGUGGAGGAUGUGGAUGAGCCGUCAGUAAUCUCUGACAUCUCAUCAUAAAUGACUUGUACCUCUAUCAGUAAAUGAAGUUAAAUGCAUUUAAAUUUAUAAAUUU
Molecule: messenger RNA, 2094 nt
Organism: Pistacia vera
Lineage: Eukaryota; Viridiplantae; Streptophyta; Magnoliopsida; Sapindales; Anacardiaceae
Product: allantoinase
Exons: 16
Coding region: 289-1806 (505 amino acids)
Biological process (GO): allantoin catabolic process; purine nucleobase catabolic process
Cellular component (GO): cytoplasm
Molecular function (GO): zinc ion binding; allantoinase activity; cobalt ion binding
Source: RefSeq, a predicted model, not a curated record